AUGCCAGUUUGUCAAGGUAUUGGUAAUUUAUUAAAUCGUAUGAAGAAAUCAAUCGUUGAAUUGAAUAUUUUUCAUUCGAACACAUCUUCGGUUAUAGAUGAAAAUGAGAUUAGAACAGAAUUAAUAUCUACACGUAUUUUUCUUUUGUUUCUUGUUGUUUCUCUUGGGAUUCUAACAGGAUAUAUAUCUGAAAUUCAGGUAGAAAAAACAGUUGAAAUAUCGUAUCCAAAUUAUGAUCAAUAUUUGAAAUUGUAUAAACAAUAUUCAACAAUUAUUUCUUGUCCAUGUACAACAGUUUCAUUUCCAUAUGAACAAUUUUUAAACGUAAAAGUAACUUAUCAUCAAAUCUAUCAAAGUAUUUAUACAACACAAUUUUGGAUAAAUUUAAUAAAAUCUUCAUCGAUUAUUCAACAACCUUCACCGACUUUUCGUUAUCUUGGUGGACCAUUAUUUCAA
Adineta steineri is the source of this 456-nucleotide messenger RNA. The record is from the annotation of a GenBank genome assembly. Lineage: Eukaryota; Metazoa; Rotifera; Eurotatoria; Adinetida; Adinetidae.